Spea bombifrons (plains spadefoot toad) is the source of this 3797-nucleotide messenger RNA. RefSeq names its product Rho GTPase activating protein 45 (gene ARHGAP45). NCBI's taxonomy places the organism in Eukaryota, Metazoa, Chordata, Amphibia, Anura, Pelobatidae. Gene Ontology annotation, molecular function: GTPase activator activity. Bases 180 to 3494 code for a protein of 1104 amino acids. Gene Ontology annotation, cellular component: membrane. The record is from RefSeq and is a predicted model, not a curated record. The transcript is spliced from 23 exons. Gene Ontology annotation, biological process: signal transduction; activation of GTPase activity.
UCAGGUAGUAACUUGUUAUCACGUGGUAUCUGACAGCGGCAGUGUUGGGCACCCAACAAGAGCUUCUGAGCACCCCUAAUUUUGCCCCCCAGCAGGGGCCACAGGGGUGUUCUCCAUUGGGGUGAACGGCAGAGGAGGUUAAUGGUGAGACCGGGAACAGUAAAAACACCAAACUCAGGAUGUUUUCAAGGAAGAAGCGGGAGCUGAUGAAAACUCCGUCCUUAUCAAAGAAAACCAGAGCAGGAAGCCCAGCACCACAAACCGAGCUCCCUCGUAAAGAUGCCAGUGACACAUCCGGCUCUACUGAUGUAACCUCAAACCCUUCACUCAGUAGCAGCCCAGGGAACACUGGGACCCUCAAAAGACCCACAAGUCUGAGUCGCCAUGCCAGUGCUGCGGGGAUCCCCCUGUCCUCUCCAAGGGCCAAGUCCAGCAAAUCGAAUGUUAUUCCAAGUCCACCUGAAAGUGGAGAGGGAACUUUCAUUGAGGUGGAAGAUAUCUCGCAGCUUCUUGCUGAUGUAGCAAGAUUUGCAGAGCGACUGGAGAAACUCCGGGAUGUGGUAAUGGGAGACGAGAUUAAGGAGACGCGUCGUCCUUUGGCACACGAGUGCCUUGGAGAGGCCCUGAGACUACUACGUCAGGUGAUCAGCAAGUAUCCUCUUCUCAACACUGUGGAGACCUUGACUGCAGCUGGGACCCUGAUAUCCAAAGUCAAAGGUUUUCACUAUGAAUCGAACAUUGAGAAUGAGAAGCGAGAGUUUGAAAAGGCACUGGAAAGUAUGGCGGUGUGCUUCAGCAGCACGAUCUCCGAGUUCCUUAUGGGGGAAGUGGACAGCAGCACGUUGUUAUCACUCCCUCCAGGGGACCAGAGUCAGUCUAUGGAAAGCCUGUGCGGGGGUCUUUCUGGAGGAGAUGGGUCUCUUUCCAACACAGAGUAUGUGGAUACAGGAAGCCCUUUUGGGGAGGACGUAGAUGUGAUAUUACAGCACAGUGAGGGAGGAGUUAGUGCCGCUCUUCUAUACGCAAAAAACAUUUCAAAAUACAUGAAGGACCUCAGCAGCUACAUUGAAAAGAGAACUAUUCUGGAGAUGGAAUAUGCCAAAGGACUCUUGAAACUAGUGAACACAUACAAGGGACCACUGACCCAGGAGCCGCACAUGCCAUUCCAGUCCAUCUACUCUGUAGCUUUGGAGCAGGAUUUGGAUUAUGGACACGGAGUUCUCCACACUGCAGGCACACUUCAGCAGCAGACAUUCCUGCAGCCUGUGAAUAUGCGCCGCCUGGAACAUGAAAAGCGCAGGAAAGAAGUGAAAGAGCAGUGGCAGCGAGCUCAGCGAAAAUUGAUGGAGGCAGAGACCAACCUUCGGAAGGCACGUCACGCGUACCUGCAGCGCAGCGAAGAGCAUGAAAGAGCCCAGUACGCUGCUGCACGUGCCGAAGAGGAGCAGAGCCACACAGGAGCCAAAUCUCUUGACAAGAAAAGAAGAGCUGAAGAGGAGGCCAAGAACCGGGCAGAGGAAGCAAUGGCUACCUACCGGACCUGUAUUGCAGAUGCCAAGACUCAGAAACAGGAGCUGGAGGACGUGAAAGUGAAUGUUCUGCGUCAGCUUCAGGAGCUCAUCAAGCAGAGUGACCAGAUCCUGCGCUCGGCCACCAUAUCAUAUUAUCAGAGCAUGCACAUGCAGACCGCACCACUUCCAGUUGGAUUCCAGACCUUGUGUGAGAGCAGCAAACUGUAUGACCUUGGCCAGCAGUAUGCAUCCUAUGUCCGACAACUUGGGGCGGAAACUGAGGUGGAGACUUGUUAUGACUUCCAGCCUUACACCCCUCAGAUUGCAUGGUCUCCCUGUGUUCGGGUUCGUAAAUCCAGCUUAAGCUCUCAGGAUUUUGUGUCUUCAGAAAAUAAAGAGAUAAGUGCAGACGAGCAAGUUGUGGAGAGAAGAGGUGGUAAAGGUCACCAAGUUCACAAGUCAUGGCCACCUGCUUUGAGUGAAGGGGAUACUUCUGGAGGCAAUGUCACAGGUUUUCCUGAGAAGCUCAUUCAACCUUUGUCACCCACUGAGGACACUGAAAAGAAGAGGCUCAGCACACCUUUGGAGCAGAGUAUCAAUGGACUCCCUGAUAACAUAGAGGUUCCUAUUUCCACUGGCCCAUUCCGUAACGUUGGCCUGUCACGGGCAGCUAGGACCCACAGGCUGCGCAAAUUACGGGCUCCGAGCAAAUGCAGGGAGUGUAACAGCUAUGUGUACUUUCAGGGUGCCGAGUGUGAGGAGUGCUCCCUUGCCUGUCAUAAAAAAUGCUUGGAGACCUUGGCCAUCCAGUGCGGUCACAAGAAGCUGCAGGGCCGAUUGCUGCUGUUCGGGAGAGAUUUCUCAGAGGCGGCUCUUCGUUCCCCCGAUCUUGUCCCCUUCCUCAUCCGUAAAUGCGUGUCUGAGAUAGAAGAGCGUGCACUGACUAUGAAGGGAAUAUAUCGGGUGAAUGGUGUAAAGACACGCGUGGAGAAGCUGUGCCAAGCCUUUGAGAACGGGAAGGAAUUAGUUGAGCUUUCUCAGGCCUCCCCACAUGAUCUGAGCAAUGUUCUAAAACUUUAUCUCCGCCAGCUCCCGGAGCCACUGAUGCCGUUCCGUUUGUACAACAGUCUAAUGGGCCUGGCCAAGGAGAGUCUACGAGGAACAGAGGCUGGGAAAGGGCCCAAACUGGAGAACAAAGGCACAGAGACCGAAUCGGAGGUCCUGGCAUUAGUGAUACGGCUAAAGGCACUACUGCAGGAACUUCCUCACGAGAACAAGACAACUCUCCAGUAUCUGAUGCAGCACCUAUGCAGAGUCUCGGAGCAAGAGCAGCUAAACAAGAUGAGUCCGAGCAACUUAGGCAUUGUUUUUGGCCCGGCGCUGAUGAGACCUCGUCCCACAGAAGCAACCGUGUCGUUGUCAUCGCUUGUGGAUUAUCCUCACCAAGCUAGGAUUGUAGAGACCCUCAUCAUUUUCUAUGAAACCAUUUUCGAGGAGCCCACUGCAGAGAAGCCACUGAAUUCUAGUGAUGAAACCACUUCAACAUUCAGCAGCGCUCCCAAACUUCAUGUCAUGGUUGAAGAAGAGACAUCUAACUUGGCCCCAGAUUACCAAAUAACCUCAUUCAGAGAUCAGACAGCAUCCUCCCUGGAUUCAGACUCUGACUCAGAUGGUGGAGAGGAUCUCACAGAGGGUUGGGAACCUGCAUCCCUGAAGGGCCAACUCACCAAACAAGCCAGUGAAACAAGCACAGAUGAUAUUCCCUAUAUCGGGGCAGAUUGCCAGUCAGAAUCCGAGGAGGAUGGUCAAACUCGCAGGAAUCUUGCAGAGAGCAACACCAACCAGUCCAACAAUGUUCUGUUGAACAGUCGACGACUGAUGCCUCCUUUGCAUUGCCGCCACCCUCUACCGGUCAUCCGGGUGCUACAUGGAAGAAUAGCUAUGAGCGCUGCUGCCGCUGACCGUUGUCCUCAGUUUGUUUAAGUGACUAUAUCAGAACACGCAAGCACUUCCUGCAGCUUCUGCCAACAUCCUCUUAAUAUGGAGGGCUGCAUUAUUUUUACUGCUCAUUAGGCGAUCAGCAGCUUCCAGCUUUGUAAAUGCAACUAUUUCAGGGUACCUCUGUGGUCAUCCAAGCAAGAGGGGGUCAUCAGCCCCCCUCCCCCAUGUGGCAGACCCAGAACGUGUGCAAGAAGAGAUUGUGUGAAAUAAGUACAAAUGUGUCAGCUGUUUAGAUCUGAAAUUUUAUGUAUCUGCUUUGAAUAAAGUUUUUCUAAAAAAAAAAAA